This is a messenger RNA of Annulohypoxylon truncatum, 1665 nucleotides long. RefSeq names its product 8-oxoguanine DNA-glycosylase. The record is from RefSeq and is a predicted model, not a curated record. The coding region runs from base 111 to 1322 and encodes 403 amino acids. Gene Ontology annotation, molecular function: 8-oxo-7,8-dihydroguanine DNA N-glycosylase activity; damaged DNA binding. NCBI's taxonomy places the organism in Eukaryota, Fungi, Ascomycota, Sordariomycetes, Xylariales, Hypoxylaceae. The transcript is spliced from 4 exons. Gene Ontology annotation, cellular component: nucleus. Gene Ontology annotation, biological process: base-excision repair; base-excision repair, AP site formation; nucleotide-excision repair.
AAGCCUUUAAGUCCGAUGCACCUAACAAGACUAAAAACAUUGGACGUUUUAUUCAUUGACCACUAUAUAAACUUACAUCUCUCCUACAGUUCACUCAAUUCAGUAUCUGAAUGUCUCCUAUACGAAUAUCCGAAUGGCGAAAGUUGCCUUUGAGCUUGACCGAUUUGUGCAUUGAGACAACACUCCGCUGUGGACAGUCAUUUCGUUGGCGCAAAAUAGACGAUGAAUGGAACUGUGUUCUACAUGGCCGACUGCUCUCGUUGAAACAGGACAAAACUCAUCUUCACUACAAAGUGAUUUCUCCAAUUGUUCCACCAUCGUUGACACCUCCAUUAUCCGUAAAAGGCGAGCCAGAGAGCGAAAGUGAUGAUGAUACCGAAGCCCUCCUCCGACAUUACUUUAGUUUGAAGCAUGACUUAACAGCACUAUAUGACCAAUGGUCUAAUUCUGACCCUAAUUUCCGGAAGAAAGCUCCCAAGUUUACAGGAAUUAGAAUUCUAAGUCAAAGCCCAUGGGAAGCAUUAAUAGCGUUCAUCUGCAGCAGCAACAACAAUAUUUCGCGUAUCUCACAAAUGGUCCAUAAGCUCUGUAAACACUAUGGCCCGUUGAUCGGACACAUUGGUGACGAGGCCUUCCAUGAUUUCCCCACUCCCCAAGCUUUGAGCGGGAAAAAGGUAGAGGCUCACCUCAGGGAGCUCGGUUUUGGAUACCGGGCCAAAUACAUCGCCGAGACGGCUCGUAUAGUCACGGAGGAAAGACCAGCAGGAUGGCUCGAGAGUUUAAUCAAUCCUGAUAACCCGGGCUGGUCUACCAUGAAGACGGAGGAAGCCGACGGACCGCCUACCUACAGAUUCGCCCAUGAGGAACUUCUCACUCUCUCUGGCGUUGGGCCAAAGGUUGCAGACUGCGUCUGCCUUAUGGGUCUGGGAUGGGAUGAGGCAAUCCCCGUAGAUACCCAUGUGUGGCAGAUCGCUCAGAGAGAUUACAAAUUCGGCAAGGUCAAAACAAAGACGUUCUCCAAGGCCAUGUAUGACGCUGUCGGUGAUCACUUUCGGGAGAUAUGGGGUAAACAGGCAGGAUGGGCUCAAUCAGUACUCUUCACCGCAAACUUAAAGUCAUUCUCGGAACAAGCAUCGAGCAAAACCGAAGUGGUUGAUAUCAAAGUUGAAGUUAAGGAGGCUGAAGAAGAUAUCGCCACAAGCAAGCCUACAAGUCGUUCCCGAAAGAGGCGCCAGGUUGCGGUCACGGAAGUAGUCAAGACUGAAGAGCUUAACACCGCAGAACCAACACGAGCUAGCAAAAGGAGGCGAACCAGACGUUGAGAAGUUAGUUCGUGUAUCCAACCCAAUGCUGCUCAGCAACGUCGUUAGAUCUCUCUUCACUAUACUGAAAGGUACAAAUUGAUAAUGUCCGGUACCUUCCACAGUUUGCCUCUGCUUCCACGGACCUACCCAUAGGCCUUUCGAUAGUCAGGAUUUGAAAAGCAUUCACUAGAAGGCAGAAAGGAACGUCGCUAUCGGGAGAUUCGAACCAUAGUUCCAUAAAUCUAGUCAAAUGCUCAUGGGGUUAAUAACUAGAGUAUUGUAUAUACCUUAACUCAGUAGGAAUGCCAUAAUAAUAUUGGCAUUACGUCCCAACACAUGUUUAAAGGGUGCUUCCCAUCAA